This is a messenger RNA of Benincasa hispida (wax gourd), 2263 nucleotides long. It is a transcript of the gene EGY3, whose product is annotated as ethylene-dependent gravitropism-deficient and yellow-green-like 3. Lineage: Eukaryota; Viridiplantae; Streptophyta; Magnoliopsida; Cucurbitales; Cucurbitaceae. The record is from RefSeq and is a predicted model, not a curated record.
CGUCACGUACAAGAAAAUCAACAUCAAAUCGGAUGAACAGGCAAGAAGACUCGAAGAAUGUCGUCAAUGAAUAUGAAAAAAAUUCUUCAAAUUUCAUUUCAGCCGCACAAAUUUCAAUCUAAUGUCCCACACAUUUCUUAUGAAUCAUCGUCUUCCCCAUUCUUCUCCAAGAUUCUAGACUUGUCUAUCAGUACUCUUUCGAUCUCUUUAUUUCCUUCCAUCAUGCCAUGGAUUUCUCCAUCUCCAAAAUCGAACUCGAAACUUUCAAUUUUGAAUCAGUUCUCACAUGGCCACUCUAUCAAUCGCUUCUAAUUCAUGGUUCAUCAGUCGCAAGGAGAAGCUCUAUACAAGCCGCAUAAUCGCCAAGCCUUUUGGUAAGAUUCCACUAGGGCAUAAAACCGACGGCUAUUUCUUCACAAUUUCCAGACCUAUUACAGAGAAUCGCCUAAGAUUCUCCGCUAGAGAUGAUUCGGAAAGUGAGCCGUCAUCUUCCUCGAUCGCGGUGGUUUCAGACGAGACGGGCGGCGGAAAUGACAGCGAGAAGGCGGAACUGUCAGCCGGAGAAGAUGAGAGUAAAGAGAGAGAGAAACAGCAGGAAAUGGAUUGGAAGACAGACGAGGAGUUCAAGAAGUUCAUGGGAAAUCCUUCGAUCGAAGCUGCCUUAAAGCUGGAGAAGAAGAGGGCGGAUAGGAAGCUGAAGGAGCUUGAUCGUGAAGGUGCCGAUAAUCCGAUUGUGGGAUUGUUUAAUAGAAUUGCCCGGGAUAAUUUGACAAAAGAGAAGGAGAGGUUAGAGAAGGCUGAAGAGACUUUCAAGGCUCUUGAUCUCAACAAGCUAAAGAGUUGCUUUGGAUUCAAUACAUUUUUUGCAACUGAUGUACGUAGAUUUGGAGAUGGAGGUAUUUUCAUUGGGAACUUGAGGAGACCCAUUGAAGAGGUGAUUCCCCAGUUGGAGAAAAAGUUGUCGGAGGCAGCAGGAAGGGAGGUAGUCCUAUGGUUCAUGGAAGAGAAAACAGAUGAUAUCACAAAACAGGUCUGCGUGGUGCAACCCAAGGCAGAAAUAGAUCUCCAAUUUGAGUCUACAAAGCUGAGUACUCCAUUGGGGUAUUUUAGUGCAAUAACUUUAUGUGUUGCGACUUUCGGGACUAUUGCUUUGAUGAGUGGCUUCUUCCUAAAACCUGGUGCUACUAUUGAUGAUUAUAUAGCUAAUGUUGUACCCCUCUUUGGUGGCUUCAUCUCUAUUUUGGGAGUUUCGGAGAUAGCAACAAGGGUGACAGCAGCUCGUUAUGGCGUGAAGCUAAGUCCUUCUUUUCUUGUGCCUUCCAAUUGGACGGGAUGCUUAGGAGUGAUGAAUAACUAUGAAUCGCCACUUCCAAACAAGAAAGCGCUUUUUGAUAUUCCUGUAGCACGUACGGCUUCUGCAUAUUUAACGUCGUUGGUGCUUGCAAUCUCUGCUUUUGUAAUUGACGGUGGCUUUAAUGGCGGAGACAAUGCAUUGUACAUUAGACCUCAAUUCUUUUACAACAAUCCCUUGCUUUCUUUUAUCCAGUUUGUUAUUGGACCUUACACAGAUGACCUUGGCAAUGUACUGCCCUAUGCAGUGGAAGGUGUUGGAGUCCCUGUGGAUCCCCUUGCUUUUGCUGGCCUUUUAGGGAUGGUAGUGACAUCUUUGAACUUGUUGCCAUGUGGGAGGCUCGAAGGAGGCCGCAUUGCGCAAGCCAUGUUCGGGAGAAGCACUGCUGCCCUACUGUCGUUUGCCACGUCGCUUGUACUUGGUAUAGGCGGAUUGAGCGGGAGUGUCCUUUGUUUGGCAUGGGGUUUGUUUGCUACUUUCUUUCGAGGCGGUGAAGAAAUCCCCGCAACAGACGAGAUCACUCCCUUGGGAGAUGAUCGGUAUGCUUGGGGCGUCGUCCUUGGCCUCAUUUGCUUCCUUACCUUGUUCCCUAAUGGCGGAGGCACGUUCUCAAGUCCAUUCAUCAGUGCACCAUUUUUCAGGGGUGAUUUAUGAAGUGUAGAUACAGUUUGUCACUUGACUGCAGAUAAAAAUGAGAGCAUCAAACUAACUGAAAGAAGAAUGGAGCGUUUUUGUGCAUGGAAUCUCUACUUUUGAUAGAAAAUGGAGGAUUUUUUUUUAAUAGUAUUUUAUCAUCCAGUCUAAAAUCUUGUUAAGUUAGGCUGAUCUGUUGAUAACCUCUUCUAAUUUCAACCAGGAUGUGUACUUCCAUUAUCAUAAUGUUUUAUACUUUUUUUUUAAAUGGUUUUACAA